CUAGAAGAGGUUUGUCUUCUUCAUGAUGCGCAUGAACUCCUCCUCGUUGAUCUCGCCAUCGCCGUCGCGGUCAGCCUCGUCUAUCAUCUACACACACACACACCGACACACACAUCGACACACACUCACACACGAGUGUGUCGGUGUCUGGUAGGUUGGUGCCCACCUCCUGCAGUUCCUCAUCGGUCAUGUUCUCGCCUAACUCCUUGGCAACACGCUUCAGGUUCUGUGCACACACAGGGACAAGGAAUGACAUACACUCACGACCGACCGACAUAUAUCGGAGAGAGGGCUCUCUGGCUGCUUCCAUCCAUCCAUCCAUCCAUUCAUCCAUCCAUUCAUCCACACACAAACACAACACAAGGAAGGGACCUUGAAGGAGAUCUUGCCGGUUUCGUCGUCGUCGAAGAGCCUGAACGCCUUCAGAAUCUCCUCCUUGGGAUCCCUCUCACUCUGCACACGUAGAGACAGAUGCGGGGAUGGAUGGAUGGAUGGAUGGAUGGAUGGCCAGGCCACACAGACAGUGAUCGAGUUGGUGUGCGUAUCCUCCCCCCUGCACACCAUACCAUUUUGAGUGUCAUCAUGUCGAGGAACUCGUUGAAAUCGAUGGUUCCCGAACCGUCCUUAUCGAUGUCAGCGAUCAUCUUGCGAACCUGCAUACGACGGAAGGACACACACAUCACAGGCAUUGCAUUCACACACAGAGCAGCGGAUGGGAUGAGCCCCGCUCUGCUCUCUUCUCUGCCUGCCGAUCGUUGUGUGCGUCUGUCUGUCUGUCUAUCUGUGUGUGUGUGUGUGUGUGUGAACCUCCUCCUUUUUGGGUUCGAAGCCGAGUGCCCGCAUGGCGACCUUCAACUCCUUGGCGUCUAUCGUACCUGCAGCACACCACACCCACAUUCACAUUCACCACACACCAAAUGUGUUAUAUAUGAAAUGUGUGAUCAAGUGAGUGUGGCAACGUGCCCAUCCAUCCUCCCUCCAAUGCUCAUGCAUUCAUGAGUGAGUGCUGUCCCGCCCCGCCCACCUACCUGAUCCAUCGGUGUCGAAGAGGUCGAAAGCCUCCUUGAUCUCCUGCUUCUGCUCGUCCGUCAACUCCAUCCUCUUGCCGCGGCCCGUCGGCCGCUGAGGCGCAUUCUUCCGCAACUGCAGCCAGCCACAGCACACACACCAUGAACCAUCAUCACAACGCAUUCAGAUGCGAACGCAUUCGUUCAUGCAUGUGGCCACCGGCUUUGUUGCUCACCAUGGUCGGAUGCAGCUACACUCACGUGUGUCGGUGGUGCUCACACAGGCUCUCUACAGCGAAAG
Molecule: messenger RNA, 1308 nt
Organism: Vitrella brassicaformis
Lineage: Eukaryota; Vitrellaceae
Source: the annotation of a GenBank genome assembly